Messenger RNA from Sebastes umbrosus (honeycomb rockfish), 1657 nucleotides. RefSeq names its product monoacylglycerol lipase ABHD6-like. NCBI's taxonomy places the organism in Eukaryota, Metazoa, Chordata, Actinopteri, Perciformes, Sebastidae. The record is from RefSeq and is a predicted model, not a curated record. The coding region runs from base 175 to 1182 and encodes 335 amino acids. The transcript has 9 exons.
GCAGAUGAAAGGCUGUUGUGUAAUUUGGGUGAAAGAGGAAAAGGAGGAGGAGGAAAAGGAGGAGGAGGAAGAGGAGGAGCACAGUGAAUGGAGGACAGCCUGCAGUGUCAGAUCGAAGAGGACUCGGACAGGUACAGUGUUACUUCUGAACAGCAAACGAGCUAAUUUCACAAAAUGAUGGAGCUGAUGAUGCUAUCAGGAGGUGUUGUGGUUCUUCCUGUCCUCGCUUUCAUCACCUCCUUCCUGCUCUGGCCAGGAGCCUACCUUAAGGCCUACAACUGGUACUUGCGUCGCAGGCUGGGUUUAGUGGUCCGCUACUCUCAAAGUGGAAGUUACCGCUUCUGUUAUUCCAGCCGCGGGACGCCAGGGGGCGCCACGCCAUCACUGCUCCUGCUGCAUGGCUUCUCCGUCUCUAAGGACAUGUGGCUGCCUGUCGUCAAGCAUCUCCCCAGAAGCCAGCAUGUGGUGUGUUUGGACAUGCCGGGACACGAGGGGACGAGUCGUACUGGUGCUGAGGACUACAGCAUUCAGGGCCAGGUCGGCCGAAUCCACCAGUUUGUUCAGAGUAUCGGUCUGGACAAAAGACCUUUCCACCUGGUCGGGACAUCGAUGGGUGGUUGCGUUACUGGAGUGUACGCUGCUCAUUACCCAGCUCACCUGUCCAGCAUCACCUUGGUCUGUCCGGGAGGUCUGGUUUACCCCACAGAUUCUGAGUUCAUCAGUCGUCUGAAAGAGAUUCAGAAGACUCAGCAGGUGGAGUCGAUCCCUCUGAUCCCCUACACUCCUCAGGAGAUGGAGGGCAUGUUGAAACUCUGCUGCUACAAUCCUCCCAACCUCCCCCGACCGCUCCUGCGGGGUCUCCUUGACAACAGGAUCCCCAACAAUGGUUUCUACAAAGAAUUGUUCAUGGAGAUCGUCGGGGAGAAGUCUCGUCACUUGCUGCAGGAAAGCUUGCAUCUGAUCACAUCACCCGUCCAGGUGAUCUGGGGGACGGAGGACAAGGUGUUGGACGUGUCGGGGGCAGCAGUGCUGCAGGAGUCGCUGCCAAACUGCCAGGUGGCGCUGUUGGACAACUGUGGUCACUCUGUGGUAUUGGACCGGCCCAGGAAAGUCGCCAAGCUCAUCAUGGACUUCCUGUCUGCGCAGGAAGUCAACGGUGAAAACACUAAGAAACUUUCCUGAAGAAAACGUUUGAAUCAUAUGACCUCACUAUGGAUGAUGAAAGUGAGGAGAAUGAAGGUUAUGAUUAAGUGGUAUUGAUAUUUUGUGAUGAAACUCUUUUAAAGUAUGAUAUAAGAGUUUUCUUCGACAGCGUUUACAUCUGUGAAAAUUAAAUGCACAAACAAAAUGCACUGGACAGAGAGUCAAAUAUUCCUGAAGUUUUUGUACACACAACACCAGCACAGGAGGCCGUAGUCUCUGUUUUUGAUGAGAAAACACUGGGAUUUUGCACAUUCAGAAAAACUAUAUUUCAGUUUCAUGUGAAUGUCAGUCGUUUGUGUGUGAAGUCUCCUGCUGUGAACCGACUGCAUAUUUAAAGGGACUGUUUGUAAGAAUCAGAAAUGCUUGUUAACAGCGUCACCUGUGGCCGUUAAGUCAACGAAAGUCAGCGUCGGGCUCGCGCUUGUGCUCGCUCUACAUAGACAUGAAUGAGCAU